This is a messenger RNA of Lathyrus oleraceus (garden pea), 1152 nucleotides long. RefSeq lists its product as uncharacterized. Lineage: Eukaryota; Viridiplantae; Streptophyta; Magnoliopsida; Fabales; Fabaceae. The transcript has 2 exons. The record is from RefSeq and is a predicted model, not a curated record. Bases 1 to 1152 code for a protein of 383 amino acids.
AUGGAGUCAGGAAAGAGAAAAACAUUCCAAAUCAAAGCCAAGGUACCGUGUAUGAAGGGGUUCAUUGCAUUCAGAGAUGGGUUGACUAAUAUCCGUCGAGACGCAUUCACACUCAAAUAUGGGAAGAUUCUACACUUGUUGUCUGUACCAGUACAGAAGGAUGCUAUUACCGCACUAGCCCAGUUUUAUCAUCCACCAUUCAGAAGUCUCCUCUUUAGAGAUUUCCAGUUGGCCCCGACUUUGGAAGAAUUCGGAAGAAUAUUGGACUCUCCUAAGCAGAAGAAGGGACCAUACAAGGGGUUAGGUCAAAUCCCUAAACCCGAAGAGUUGGCAGAAGUAUUAGGCAUCCCAGUCGAAGAUCUAACCCCUAACAUCAAAAUUUGGGGGAAGGUACAAGGAAUUCCACAAGAGUACUUGGAGAAAAUUGCUCAAAGCUUUGCUAAAGCCCAGAAGUGGGAAGCCCAUGAUACUAUUAUGGCUUUACUUAUUUUUGGAUUGGUGUUAUUUCCUAAUAUGGAGAAGUUAAUUGAUGCAGCAGCUAUUAGCGUGUUUUGGGCCGUCAAGGUUAAGAAUGAAGGUUCAGUGCCCGCACUCCUAGCAGAUGUUUAUCACACCUUGCACUUACGCGUUGAGAAGAAGGGAGGAUUGAUGUUAUGUUGCAUACCACUCCUUUACCAAUGGUUUGUCUCUCAUGUGUUCAAAGAGGUUGAUACAAUUGAAAAGAUGGAUGGAUACGACUGGUCUCAAAAGCUAGUAGGACUCACUGAAAAUACCAUUAUUUGGUAUCCUCGUGGGUCAAAAGGGUGCAUUAACUACAACCCUAUUUUAGCAGUGAGGCAGUUGGGUUAUCCUAUCACAUACAAGCCAGAUGACCAGUUAUUAGAAGGUUUUGUGUUCCAUGAUAUGGAUGAUCUCGUUACGUUGAGAAGGGUUAUCCGAGUCUGGGAAAAAGUUUUCUUCAGAGGACAAGACAAAGGAAAGGGUGUCAUAGGGUAUAGAGAACCCUAUUAUCGACGGGUCACCAGAAGAAGUCAAGAGAUCAAGCUGACAUUCAUCCUCGAUCCUCCAACUCAACCUCCACCACCAGAACCCAUCUCUGUCUCCAUGGAAGAAGUGGAAGCGUUGAGAGCUACUAUAGCAAGACUUGGAUGA